AUUGGAUUAGUAUGUUCAAACGUGAGGCGUUUUUUAUUUAUUUUUUAUUUUGGUUACAAGGGAGGUGAAGAAGGCCUAAACAGGAGAAUAAGAAAGAAAACUAGCCCAAAGGGCUAACCCUAACUCUCCUAGUUCUGGAAAAAUUACAUAGAUCAUCUAGAAAAGCACUAGAAGCAUGGAGGAGGACUAGAGAACAGAACAAUGCUAGGAUCAUGGCUUAAGCUGCCCUUAGCAAGACCAUCUGCAGUGUAGUUGCAUUCUCUGAAAAUGUGUUUAAUACUCGCUUCAUCAAACAUACGUGAGGCGUUUUGGCUAAUGGCCAAUAAUGCAUUUCAUAUUUCUUUUAAAUUUGGUGGAGCCUGUGAGAACAAACUCUAUGCUUCCCUUCACAGUAUAGCUAGAUAGAUUGAUUAGUGCUAACUAAGCUAUCUCUAUAGAAUCGAUGUCAUCAAUGCCCUCAAUGGCCGCCGGAGCUCCGGGAGGAUGACUCAUGCUAAUGGAGCAACAAUUGCGUUGAGUAUGCUACUAGUUGGUGAGUUGGAGAUUUUGGGCAUGACAGAACAGAAGUACCAAAAUAGCCUUCAUAGUCUAUAUGGAGCUGGGGCUAAAAUUGUCAAACUAUAAACAAAAGAAAACCGUUGCGGCGUCAACAGAAGGGGAACAGGGGAUGAAAAUCUCGGCAUUAUUGUCUAGUCAGACCAGUUAAUCGUCCAUCUCGACGGACGCCGGCGAAGGCAGACCGUCGUCGUCUCAGGUCGAGCUCAACUCUUAGGUCAGCUCAACGAAUAAUAGUAUGACACAUGUUAUGAACAGAGCCAGAUUACCACUCUUGAGUUUUGGUCAAGCUCUCCGUACUCCCAGACUUGCAUACCACUCCAUGACCCAGAAAGCCUCACCCAGAAUCACAAUGCCGGACAGAGACUACAGUGCCAGCUCCGACGUGGCCAAGUCCAACUGGCUGAUCACGAAGCUCAGCAGAGACGGCAAAGUUGGAGAAGCCCGCCAGGUGUUCGACGAAAUGCCUGAGAGAGACGUGGUGACGUGGACGACGGUGAUCACGGCGUACAUCAAGUGCGGGAUGGUGGAGGAGGCCAGGAGGCUGUUUGAUAGACCCGAUGCUGAGAAGAAUGUCAUCACUUGGACUGCCUUGGUUGGCGGGUAUAUAAGGCUGAGGCGGAUUAAGGAGGCUGAGUGGUUGUUCUAUCAAAUGCCGGUCAGGAAUGUGGUUUCUUGGAACACUAUGAUUGAUGGGUACGCGAGGAGCCGGCAGGUUGAUCAGGCGUUGGAGUUGUUUGAGAGGAUGCCGGAGAGGAAUGUGGUUUCUUGGAACACGGUUUUGACGGCUCUGGCGCAAUGCGGGAGGAUUGAGGAGGCCAGGAGGCUGUUUGGUUUCAUGCCGGAAAGGGAUGUUAUUUCGUGGACCGCAAUGGUUGCGGGGUUUUCAAGAAAUGGCAGGAUCGAUGAAGCUAGAGAAGUUUUUGAUAUGAUGCCUAGAAGGAAUGUGGUCUCGUGGAAUGCAAUGAUCACGGGUUAUGCUCAGAAUGGGAGGCUGGAGGAGGCUCUUGAACUGUUUGAGAGGAUGCCGGAGAGGGACAUGCCUUCGUGGAAUACGAUGGUUACUGCCUUUAUUCAGAAUGGGGAUUUAAAGCGCGCGCGGGACUUAUUUAUUCAAAUGCCACAGAAGAAUGUCAUAUCAUGGACUACAAUGAUCACUGGGUAUGUACAAGAUGGGAGAAAUGAAGAUGCAUUGAUGAUCUUUUCGAAAAUGGUGGCUGAUAAUGGGGUGAGACCUAAUCAGGGAACUUUUGUCAGUAUCUUGAGUGCUUGUAGUAACUUAGCUGGUCUUUGUGAGGGACGUCAAAUACAUCAGAUGAUAAGUAAAACAGUUUAUCAGGAAUGUGUACAUUUGGUGUCUGCACUCAUAAACAUGUAUUCAAAAUGUGGUGAGUUAGUCUCUGCUAGGAAGAUGUUUGAAGAUGGAUCGACAAUCCAUAGGGAUUUUAUCUCCUGGAAUGGAAUGAUUGCAGCCUAUGCACAUCAUGGAUGUGGUAUUGAGGCAAUUAACUUGUAUAAUGAAAUGCGGCAAUUGGGGUGCAAACCUGAUGAUGUUACUUAUGUUGGGCUGCUUUCUGCAUGCAGCCAUGCUGGUUUGGUGGAGGAGGGACUAAAUCUUUUUGAUGAGCUUCUUAGAGAUGGGUCAAUACAAGUGAGGGAAGAUCACUACACUUGCUUAGUUGAUCUUUGUGGUCGAGCAGGGAGGCUGAAGGAGGCUUUUGAUAUCCUUGAGAAGCUUGGGACCAACCCAUCAGCAUCUAUUUGGGGGGCUCUUCUUGCUGGAUGUAUCGAUCAUCGUAACAUGGAUACUGGGAAGCUAGCUGCAGAGAAGCUUUUAAAGGAGGGACCAGAUGAUGCAGGAAGUUACUCGUUGUUGUGGAACUUUUAUGCUAGAUCUGGGAAUUGGAGAGAAGCUGCAAAGAUGAGGAUUAAAAUGAAAGAGAAGGGGUUGAAAAAGCAGCCUGGUUGCAGUUGGAUAGAAAUUGGAAAUAUGGUGCAUGUGUUUGUGGUCGGUGAUAAGUCUCAUUGCCAAUCUCAACCUAUAUAUUCUGCACUUCACGAUUUACAUAAACAAAUGAAGAAGAUUGGGUAUGUACCAAGAAAUGAUUUGAAUGUGGAUGAAGAUAUUUCAAUUACAUAAAUUCUUACUUGGGAUAUUUGAAACUUCAAUAGGCAGAAUUACAGUGAUAUGUGGACUUCAUAAGAUUUGGCAUUCCAUUAAGAGCAAAAAGCUUAUAAUUAAAUAAUGCACCUGAAGCAGUACUUGUAUGGCUA
Molecule: messenger RNA, 2829 nt
Organism: Rosa chinensis
Lineage: Eukaryota; Viridiplantae; Streptophyta; Magnoliopsida; Rosales; Rosaceae
Product: pentatricopeptide repeat-containing protein At2g35030, mitochondrial
Exons: 1
Coding region: 794-2695 (633 amino acids)
Biological process (GO): RNA modification
Molecular function (GO): protein binding; RNA binding
Source: RefSeq, a predicted model, not a curated record